This is a messenger RNA of Corticium candelabrum, 957 nucleotides long. RefSeq lists its product as uncharacterized. The transcript has 2 exons. Lineage: Eukaryota; Metazoa; Porifera; Homoscleromorpha; Homosclerophorida; Plakinidae. The record is from RefSeq and is a predicted model, not a curated record. Gene Ontology annotation, molecular function: nucleic acid binding. Gene Ontology annotation, biological process: DNA integration. The coding region runs from base 1 to 957 and encodes 318 amino acids.
AUGGCAAGUGGAACGACGAAGGGCUUUCAAAGCAUCAAAGAAGAAACUGUUGAAUUCAGGUUUCUUACUCACUAUGACCUAGAGAAACGUGUGAACGUGAAGUGUGACGCAUCACCUUACGGUAUCGGAGCUUGUCUCUCACACGUAAUGGACGACGAAAGCGAGCAACCUGUCGCUUUCGCCUCUCGAACACUGUCACCGACUGAGCAGAAUUAUGCCCAGAUUGAUCGUGAAGGAGUUACAAAUGCAGAAGCGAACAUGUUGUCCCGCUUGCCGAUAGCUGUAAAUGUGAUUGACCACGAUGAACAGUUGUACGGAAUUGAUUAUUGUGAGAUGUUACCCGUAACAGCGGGAGACGUGGCCAGGGAGACCAAGAAAGACCCUGUACUGAAACGAGUGUAUGAACAUGCACUUAGGGGAUGGCCGAAACACGGUGUGACCGAAUUACAGCCGUAUCAGCGAAGAGCCGACCAGUUGACUAUCGUUGAAGACUGUCUAUUGUGGGGUAGUCGAGUUAUUAUUCCACACACAUUACGGAAUAAGGUACCGAACGGGCUCCACGAAGACCACGUUGGAGCUAGCCGCAUGAAGGCCAUAGCAAGAGGGUUUGUCUGGUGGCCUUGUCUUGACAAGGAUAUGGAAGAUACCGUUAGGGCAUGUCAAGCGUGUCAAGACACCAGACAUAGACCAGUGCAAACUCAUUCCCACCCGUGGAUUUACCCUGAUUCACCAUGGAGCCGGCUAUACGCGGACUUUGCGGAAGUCAGUGGAAAACAAUAUUUAGUGAUCGUUGACGCGUUCUCAAAGCGGCCAGGAGUUCACGAGUUGGGGACUCAUGGGACGUCGACACAAACCAUCGAAGCAUUUCGGAGAACAUUUGCCUGCCAUGGCUUACCCGAAAGGUUGGUAACCGACAACGGCCCACAAUUUACGUCACAGCAGUUCAAGAAUUUAUGA